Hypomesus transpacificus is the source of this 2097-nucleotide messenger RNA. RefSeq lists its product as uncharacterized. The record is from RefSeq and is a predicted model, not a curated record. Lineage: Eukaryota; Metazoa; Chordata; Actinopteri; Osmeriformes; Osmeridae. Bases 595 to 1443 code for a protein of 282 amino acids. The transcript has a single exon. Gene Ontology annotation, molecular function: nucleic acid binding.
GAUAGAGCAACCAGUAGCUGAAAGUGACAGUGUAUAAGUGACUAGUGGUGCAGAAAAACAAUGUCCAUUGAAGUGGUAUUCAAAGCUGUGCAGGAAGAUGAGUACCGGAGAGAGCUCAAGUGCAUAUCUGAAGGAAAAGAAAUCGGCAAAGACAGCUGUCUCAGGAAGCUAGACCCUUUCAUUGACGACAAAAAUAUACUGAGAGUUGGAGGACGGAUCGCUGAAUCAAAACUUGAAAAGGACAUAAAAAACCCGCUAGUCAUUCCAGCCCACUGCCAUACAGCGACUCUCCUCAUCCGCCACCACCACGAAGAGACCCAUCAUCAAGGACGUCUCUUCACUGAAGGAGCUAUACGGGCGGCAGGCCUGUGGAUAACAGGCGUGCGGAGACGUACAAACAGCCUCAUCUACAAGUGUGUCAUAUGUUGCAAACUUCGUGGCACAUCUCUGUCCCAAAAGAUGGCCAACCUACCCUCAGAUCGACUUAGCACUGAAUCCCCCUUUACUAAUGUUGGUCUCGAUGUGUUUGGCCCCUAGUCCAUCGUCACACGCCGUACAAGAGGCGGAGAUUCAAAUAGCAAGCGAUGGGCUGUCAUGUUCACCUGUAUGAGUAUCAGGGCCGUCCAUAUUGAAGUAAUUGAGUCUCUCGAUACUUCAAGUUUUAUCAAUGCUCACCGGAGGUUCAUGUCCAUUCGAGGUCCCAUCAAACAUAUCCGUUCUAAUCGAGGCACUAACUUUGUCGGAGCUUGCAAAGAGCUAAAAGUCCCUUCAAACAUCAACGGUUGCCAAGUGCAGAAAUACCUUUCAGAACAAGGCUGCACCUGGUCCUUCAACCCACCUCACUCUUCUCAUAUGGGUGGGGCCUGGAAAAGGAUGAUUGGUCUUGCUAGACGCAUCCUGGAUGCUAUGUUCCAGCGUUUAGGUUCCACAAGGCUCAGUCACGAGACUCUCACUACCUUCAUGGCCGAAGUAGCGGCCAUUAUAAAUGCAAGACCUCUAACCUCCGUGUCUACCGACCCUGCAGACCCACUGUUACUUACUCCCUCCACUCUACUCACACAGAAAGUAGACACACUCAUAGCUCUUGCUGGGGACUUUGACACAAAGGACUUGCACAAACGCCAGAGGCGUCAAGUACAAUGUCUCGCAAACCUUUUCUGGGACAAAUGGAGAAAGCAGUAUCUUCCCACACUGCAGACACGCAGUAAAUGGACUUCAGACCAGCCAGAUACUCAGCCUGGCAGUGUUGUCCUUAUGAGAGACUGUUCGACCAAACGGAACGAAUGGCCACUUGGACUUGUAACACAAGUGUUCCCAAGUAAAGACAGAAAAGUCCGCAGAGCAGAAAUCAAAGUCUCCAAAGGAGAUGGAACUAAGUUGUUUCUCAGACCCGUUACUGAACUGGUCCUUCUUGUUGCACCUGAAGACUAUGGUAGCAAGUAGUUUUUAAUUAUCGAAGCAGUAGUGGUAUUUAUUUAUACCAGACGGGGAGUGUUAUGUUUUGAGUUUGUUGCUGUUAUGUUUUGAGUUUGUUGCUGGUGCGGGUGGCAUGGUGACGUCAUUGCUCUCAAAUGUUUCACGUCUUGUUACAUUGUUUCAUGUUUCAGUUGACGCAGCUUCUGUAUCAUAACCUAAUUGUUCAUCCCUACAUAGCUUGUGGUUCAUCAAUGGUUUUUGGCCCCUUUGAUAGCAUCUUUGGUAAGAUAUUGUGGUUUUGAAAUGUUGAGGUUUCACCCAAGUUAAAUAUCUGAUGUAAAAGUUGUUCUUAUGUAACGCUAUGUGUUUAAUAUUAGCGAAGCUCCAGCUGUGUCCGUUUAAUACGGUUGUCAAGGUUACCAAAGUAAACAUUAUUUCUUUGGGUAAAACUGGGCUUUUCCCAUGUUUUCGAAAUGUCCAAACUUUCAUAAUAAGAAAUGUAUAUAGCAUGCUGUCUCUGUAAUAUCUUCAUUUUGUUCAGAAACAAUACUUGUCCUUAUCGUUUAACUCAACUAGACUAGAGCUAGUAUGUAGCAAGUAUGUAGCAUUCUACUCUGUGCUGUACUGUAUAGUCCAGCUGCUUGUACUGUAGAGUUUAAUGAUUUAUUUCUUUUAUAAGCC